This is a messenger RNA of Striga hermonthica, 651 nucleotides long. Lineage: Eukaryota; Viridiplantae; Streptophyta; Magnoliopsida; Lamiales; Orobanchaceae. The record is from the annotation of a GenBank genome assembly.
AUGAGUAAGCUUCAGAGCGAGGCCCUUAGGGAAGCCAUUUCGGUGAUUACAGCUGAAUGUAAGGAGAAGAAGAGAAAUUUCACUGAGACAAUAGAGCUCCAGAUUGGGCUCAAGAACUAUGACCCUCAGAAGGACAAGCGUUUCAGUGGUUCGGUGAAGUUGCCUCACAUCCCUCGACCGAAAAUGAAGAUCUGCAUGCUUGGGGAUGCCCAGCAUGUCGAAGAGGCAGAAAAGAUUGGGCUCGAGUCAAUGGAUGUUGAAGCUCUGAAGAAACUGAACAAAAACAAGAAGCUGGUGAAGAAGCUUGCUAAGAAGUAUCAUGCUUUCUUAGCCUCAGAAGCCGUUAUCAAGCAAAUUCCCCGUCUCUUGGGACCAGGUCUUAACAAGGCAGGCAAGUUCCCCACUCUUGUCACUCACCAGGAGUCACUUGAGUCGAAGGUGAACGAGACAAAGGCUAUGGUGAAGUUCCAGUUGAAGAAGGUGCUCUGCAUGGGCGUAGCUGUAGGAAACCUCGACAUGGAGGAGAAGCAGAUCUUCCAAAAUGUGCAAAUGAGCGUCAACUUCCUUGUUUCUCUGCUGAAAAAGAAUUGGCAGAAUGUGAGGUGCUUGUACUUGAAGAGCACAAUGGGAAAGCCACAGCGCAUCUUCUAA